Messenger RNA from Salvelinus fontinalis (brook trout), 1001 nucleotides. Its product is annotated as proteasome subunit alpha type-6. Bases 124 to 864 code for a protein of 246 amino acids. NCBI's taxonomy places the organism in Eukaryota, Metazoa, Chordata, Actinopteri, Salmoniformes, Salmonidae. The record is from RefSeq and is a predicted model, not a curated record. Gene Ontology annotation, cellular component: cytosol; proteasome core complex, alpha-subunit complex; proteasome core complex. Gene Ontology annotation, biological process: ubiquitin-dependent protein catabolic process. The transcript has 7 exons.
UCCGAAAUUCCGUGAUCCGGAAGUACUUUUAGUAUUGCUGAGACGCUGAUUCAUUUAUGCAUGAAGUGAGGUUUGUGUUUACAACAUAUUUCUCACUUUUUAGCUAACCAAAUUCCAACCAAGAUGUCCCGGGGCUCAAGUGCAGGUUUUGAUCGUCACAUCACUAUCUUCUCUCCAGAGGGUAGACUCUACCAAGUUGAAUAUGCUUUCAAGGCCAUAAACCAAGGUGGUCUCACGUCAGUAGCAGUCAGAGGUAAAGACUGCGCAGUAGUCGUCACACAGAAGAAAGUACCGGACAAGCUGUUGGAUGCCUCCACAGUCACUCACCUGUUCAGGAUAACAGAGAACAUUGGCUGUGUGAUGUCAGGGAUGACAGCGGACAGCAAGUCCCAGGUUCAGAGAGCGCGCUACGAGGCAGCCAACUGGAAGUACAAGUAUGGUUAUGAGAUCCCAGUGGACAUGCUGUGUAAGAGGAUUGCUGACAUCUCUCAGGUGUAUACACAGAAUGCUGAGAUGAGGCCGCUGGGAUGCUGCAUGAUAGUGAUAGGUGUGGAUGAGGAGUGUGGUCCCCAAGUGUACAAGUGUGACCCUGCAGGCUACUACUGUGGCUUCAAGGCCACUGCUGCAGGGGUCAAACAGACAGAGGCCACCAGCUUCCUGGAGAAGAAAGUCAAAAAGAAACUCGACUGGAACUUUAAAGAAACUGUUGAGACCGCCAUCACCUGUCUGUCAACAGUCCUGUCAAUUGAUUUCAAGCCCUCUGAGCUGGAGAUAGGAGUCAUCACAACAGAGGAUCCUAAGUUCAGGAUUCUGACCGAGUCUGAGGUGGACAUCCACCUGGUGUCCCUAGCGGAGAGAGACUAAGCCCAGAAAGACUACAGAGUCCCAGAGAGAGAUGUGUAACUGAAUGAUGGGAUUUGUAGUCCCCCAGUUGAAGAAUGGUGUUAUCCUUGUUUGCUGUAUAUUUUACCCCCUGUUCCAUUAAAAAUGUUUCUAGUAAA